Molecule: messenger RNA, 1503 nt
Organism: Dunckerocampus dactyliophorus (ringed pipefish)
Lineage: Eukaryota; Metazoa; Chordata; Actinopteri; Syngnathiformes; Syngnathidae
Gene: elp5
Product: elongator acetyltransferase complex subunit 5
Exons: 9
Coding region: 559-1467 (302 amino acids)
Biological process (GO): tRNA wobble uridine modification
Cellular component (GO): nucleus; elongator holoenzyme complex; cytosol
Molecular function (GO): tRNA binding
Source: RefSeq, a predicted model, not a curated record
CUACAUUACCCAUGAUUUAUAAGAGUUGCGGUAUGGCGUUGACUCCCUUAGCUUAGUCUCGCCACGAAGCUGUAUAUGUCGCUUUGGACAAGAUAUGACAUUUAUUUGUGAUAAACAGCGAGGGUCAUCACGAAGAUAAGGAUUCAAGAAUGUGCCACUUUUUUUAUCGUUUUGAGUUUUUUUUUUAAGUAAAUAAUAUACGUAUGCUAACUGCUAUUUUAAGAUAAGUAGCUAGCGUCAUGUUACAUGAAUUACUACAGGGAGCAGACGCGGGGUGGUUGCUUUUAAUUCAAGAUUCCUGCAGUUGUUCAGGCCGACCGCUUCUAUGGAGCUUCAUCAAGUCUGCGUCUAUCAGAUAACUAUGAGGAGAUGUUGCAGGGGCAUCCCUCAUGACUGAAGGCCCUCGUCUGUGUGGUGAUGACUGGCUUUUUCAACAGGACAAGGCUGCAGUUCACAAUGAACUUCUUCCAAAUGAAUAAGCUCACUCUUUUGGACCAUCCUCCGUGUUUCCCUGAUCUAAAUCCAGUUGAGAACAUUUGGGGAUGGAUGGGAUAAAAUAUGGACAUCAGUUCCAGACAGUGGAUGCCCACAGCCAUCUUCACCACCUGGAGCAACAUUCCCACUAGUCUCCUGGAAACACUGGCAUCAAGCAUGCCCAAACCCAUUUUUCAGCUGAUUAACAAAUAUGGUGCAGCUACUCAUUGGAAGGAAGUAGUACAUGUCCUCAGCUUUGAGGUCAGUGAAGAUGAAAUGGAAAAGCGUUUGAAAGGUUCACCCACUGAAAGGCUCCACUUCCAUGACGCUUACAGUGACCCCCUCGGCUGGACAGACGGCGGUGGCGCCGCUUUCACAGUGGAUCGCUUCUGUUCAGAGGAAGUGACACGUUGCGUCAAGCGAUCGUCACAACUUAGACCAGCUAUACUCGUCAUUGACUCUCUUUCAUGGAUUCUGAGACAUCACAGCACACCUGCUGUCUGCCAGACCCUUCAACAGCUUAAAAAAGGAGGAGUCAUACGAAACAUCAUCGCCCUCCUCCAUUCUGACAUGCACCAGCUGGGAACCCCGGCGAGUUUGUGUCACUUGGCGACGUCGCUCGUCACCGUGGCCGCUGGCCUUAACGGAAAUGAGGCGAAGAUAACAAAGCGAUUGAAAUCGGGAAAGGUUUUGCAGGAUGAGGAGACUUUUACCAUUAUGGAGGAUCUUACAGUCAUCGGACAGAGCAAACCUAGCAAUGCCAUGCAGCUGCAGGAACAGGAGACUGACCCAGCAGCCAAUCUGACCUUCAACCUCCGACUAUCUGACGCAGAGCGUGACACUAAGGAGAAGCUAGCGCUUCCAUUCGUCUUCAGUAAGGAGAAGAAAGCAGCGCUGCUCAACCCAGGUGCCGGAAUGGGGAGAAUUAUGUACGAGCCUGACGCUAAUGAUGACUAUGACCAGGAGGAUCCUGAUGAUGAUCUUGACGUGUGAUGAUCUUCUGUUUUAAAUAAAUAAUGCACAAGUCCA